AUGGCCAUCCUCGCUAUUAUCUCGCUCGUUUUCGCCGGAUCUUGCGCGGCGGUCGUCAAUGCGUCGCCAUUAGCAACCGUGGAAGCAGCAAAGACUCUCGCAGUUCCGUUGGAAGACGGCUCCUACGGCAGCUUGAAGGAGACCUUUCAGGCAGUCAAGCUUCUGAGCGUGGUCUCGAAAUCGUCGCUCGAUUCGGCCAAGCUCUGCGCGUGGUUGAAGAAGCUUCCCGCCGCCACGUCAGCAGAGGAGGCCUUCCAGAAGGUGUCGAUCGCUGCUGCGCUCGGCUGCAAGGGCGUUAGCGCCGUUGUCAAGGAAGCAGAGCCUCUCUUUUCCGCAUCAGCAUCCUCUUCGUCCCUCGACCAGCUGUUCUAUGCUGCAGCCGGCACGCAGAUCCUCAAGGCCAACAAGUGGAGCACUGGAUCCGUGCCUUCAGGUCUCAAGAAGGCUGCCGCCGCAAUCCUCGCAUUGAAGCAGGCGGAUGGCACGUGGGCAGCGGCGAAGGACAGCCAGGGGGCGUCGUCCGUGGCUGCCACGGGCGUGGCACUCGAGGCACUGGCUGCACUCAAGGAGCUGGGACUGGUGGACGAGAAGCAGGUGUCUGCGGUUACAGAUGCUGUCGGAUCGCUCUUCUCUCUCCUCACAGCUGACUCUGAUCCUAGUGGCAAUGCCGUUUCAUUCUUCUCAGCCUCCCCCGCAGAGGGCGGGACUCUCGUCGCCACUGCCUCUGCCAUCACGGGCUACCUCGCGCUCGCCUCUACGCUCGCCUCCCCGCUCGCCGUGCGCCCCCCCAAGGUGGCGGAGGCGGGGCGCUAUCUGGUGGCGGCGCUGCCCCUCUCCCUCGCGGAGGCCGCCGCCUGGGCGGAAGCGCUCGCUGUGCUUGAUAACAACCCCAUCUUUGUGCCCAUCUUCCUCUCGUCUCCCGGCCACAUCUCCGUCUCUGCAGACCCCACGCUCACUGUGAGUGUGACAACAGCGCUGGGAGGCAAGGUGCCAGGCGUGGCAGUGAAGCUGCAGAGUGCAACUAUCGGGGGCGGCAGUGCUGCGUCAGGCAAGGAGCUCACAGCGGGCAAGGACGGCGUCUCCUUCUCUGCCAAGCCAUUCUCCAAGGCAUCUACCCUUGGAGUCUACACGCUCAAGUUCAAGAUCACCCCCCCUGCGGACUCAGCCUUCAUUGCCGGCAGCGCAUCAGUGGAGCGCCCGCUGCUGCUCUCUGCCUCCAUGGCAGUCACUGGCGUGACUGUGGCCGUGCUGGACAGCGACGGCGCCACUCCUGAGUCUGAAAAGAAGCUGGACUUUGAGAAGAGGACAAACUUCACCGACCUCUCUGCCACCCACCUGCAGAAGCUGCGCGUGUCCCUCUCCCUGGCCACGCCCUCGGGGAAAGCCUUCGUUCCCCACCAUGCGGUGCUACAGCUGGUGAACGGCAUCGGCAUGGCCUACUCGUUCCUGCUCAAGCCAUCCGGCAGCACCCUCUCCGUGCAGCUCGAGCUGCUGGAGAUGAUGGAGCGCCUGUUUUACCACUCGGGCGAGUACACUCUCAAGCUUUUUGUGGGAGACGCAGUCAUGGAUAACUCCUUUGACUGGCAGCUCGGCUCUGUUGACCUUGACUUGCCUGCUGCCCCCGAGACUGCCCCCAAGCUGCCCCCCCGCCCGGAAUCUCUGGCGGAGAGAUUCUCUGCCAAGCCCGAGAUUGCGCAUAUCUUCCGCAAGCCGGAUUCCCGGCCGGCGUUUGUUGUCUCGUACUCGUUUGUGGCGCUCGUGCUGCUGCCGCUGGUGGUGCUGCUCGUGGGGCUGGCGGUGCUAGGAGUGAAUCUCAAGGCCUUCCCUUCGGGGGGUGUGCCUCUCCUCUCAGCUCUGGCCUUUCACGGGGGGAUUGCUGCUCUACUGCUGCUCUACGUUGCCUUCUGGGUGCAGGUGAAUCUGUUCACCACGCUCAAGCUCAUUCUUCUCCUCGCUGUUCUCACAGCCAUUCCCGGCCACCAAGUUCUCUCCUACCUUGCUGACGGCCAAGAGCGCGAGCAAAAUGGUGCACUCUUCUGCGGUUGGAUGCGAUUUUUGUAUAACGUGGAGGGAGGCCACCGCGCGAUCAUCUUCAACCGGCUCUCUGGGAUCAAAGACACGGUAUACCAGGAGGGGACGCAUUUCGUCAUCCCCGGUAUUGAGUGGCCCAUUAUCUACGACGUGCGCGCCCGACCCCAUCUCGUGGAGAGCACGUCCGGCAGCCGCGAUCUUCAGAUGGUCCGAAUCACGCUGCGAGUGCUCACUCGUCCCAUGUCCGACCGCCUCCCCACCAUCUACCGCACCUUGGGGCAGGACUAUGCAGAGCGGGUGCUGCCGUCGAUCGUGCAGGAGACCCUGAAAUCCGUGGUGGCUCAAUACAACGCCAGCCAGCUCAUCACACAGCGAGAGUCUGUCAGUCGUGAGAUUCGUCGCAUACUGGAAGAGCGAGCAGCAUCCUUCAACAUCGCUCUCGAUGAUGUGUCCAUCACCAACCUCACGUUCGGGCGCGAGUUCACAGCAGCCAUCGAGGCGAAGCAGGUGGCGGCUCAGGAGGCAGAGCGCGCCAAGUUUGUGGUGCAGAAGGCAGAGCAGGACAAGCGGGGAGCGAUUAUUCGAGCGCAGGGAGAGGCCACGAGUGCGCAGCUGAUAGGAGAGGCCAUAGCCAACAACCCCUCCUUCAUCACUCUCAGGAAGAUUGAGGCGGCGAGGGAGAUCGCCAACACUCUGGCCAAUAGCAACAACCGCGUCUUCCUCUCGUCUGAUUCGCUGCUGCUCAACUUGGCUGACGUUAAGAAUGAUGCGCCGCCCGCUCCUCCUGCUGCAGCUGGCAAAAAGAAGGUUUCCCAUCCUCCCAGCGGCCUUUCCGCUCAGCUCACCACAACCACAGCCAUGUCUUCCAAGAAGAAGGUGAAAGAAGUGAAGGAGGAGAAGGGUCCCGCUGGCCCGCAGGUGCGAGAGGGCGAGAUCGUCUUCGGCGUCGCUCACAUCUUCGCAUCCUUCAACGACACCUUCGUGCACGUGACGGAUCUCUCCGGCAAGGAAACCAUGUGCCGAGUCACUGGCGGCAUGAAGGUGAAGGCCGAUCGCGACGAGUCGUCCCCAUACGCGGCUAUGCUUGCAGCGCAGGACGUGGCGAUCAAGUGCAAGGAGCUGGGCAUCACGGGGCUGCACAUCAAGCUGAGGGCUACGGGUGGUAACCGCACCAAGACGCCCGGCCCUGGAGCUCAGUCCGCCAUCCGCGCCCUUGCCCGUUCCGGCCUCAAGAUCGGCCGCAUUGAGGAUGUGACACCUAUCCCCACCGACAGCACUCGCAAAAAGGGUGGUCGCCGCGGUCGCCGUCUGUAA
Closterium sp. Naga37s-1 is the source of this 3345-nucleotide messenger RNA. NCBI's taxonomy places the organism in Eukaryota, Viridiplantae, Streptophyta, Zygnematophyceae, Desmidiales, Closteriaceae. The record is from the annotation of a GenBank genome assembly.